AUGCUGAAAGUAAACUCCGAUUUAAUUUCUGCAGUUUGUGGAGGCGACCUAGAAACAUCGAGGCAGAUGAUCGAUUCUUUUGGGCUGUCAUACUCACCAUCAUGGGCGAACGGAUAUGUUUUGCUUGUGCAUGCUCUCAAGAAUAACCAUGCAGCAGUUGCCAAACUACUUUUAACGAAAGGUGCUAAAGUAAACAGCAGGAAUAGUGAAAUAUUCCCUACCGAUACUCCUCUUCAUCUUGCUGUUAUGAAUGGCAACAUUGUAAUCGUUGAAAUGAUUCUAAACAAUAAAGGUGUCAAGAUUAAUGCUAAAAAUUCAUUUGAUGAAACUCCACUUUACCAUGCGAUUGAAAAAAGAAAAAUGAAAAUUACUGAAUUACUCAUAAAACAUGGACCGAUGUCAAUUAUACUUCUUCAAAAUGAAGUUGUUACGUCGCUUUUAAGUAGAGGUGCUACUGUUGAUGCUAAAGGAAAAGAUAAUAUAACCCCUCUUCAUGUUGCUGCUCAAAAAUGGAAAGAUUUUGAUAUACAUAUUGCCAAAGAUCUUCUAAACCACGGUGCUUCUAUUCAUUCAUUAACAUUGGAAGGAUAUACUCCACUUCAUUUUGCUUCUGAACGAGAUAAUGCAGAAGUUGUGAAAUUAUUCUUGGAUCUGGGUGCUGAUAUUAAUGCUAGCACAAAGGAUAAUUUAACCCCACUCCAUGUUGCUAUUCGAAACCAAAGUUUAACAGUUGUAAAACUGCUCUUAGAAUGUGGCGCUAAAGUUGAUAAUCAGGACACUGACAAAUCCAUACUAAACCUUGCUGUUGAAAAAGGAUCUUUGUUGAUUGUUAGAGAGGUCCUAAAGUAUUGUCCUGAUAUUAAUAAUGCAAAUAACAAAAACUCUCUUGAAAUCGCGGUGCGAGAAAAAGGGUAUGGACAAAUUGUUGAGGCUCUCCUAGAAUAUGGUUUUACUAUACAUACUAAUAAUCCAGAACUUUUACAUGCUGCUAUUGAAAAAGGAUAUUUGAAAGUCGUUGAAGACAUAUUGAAGUAUGUAACUGAGGUUAAUAUGUUACACAAUUCAACUAAAGAAGGUUUAACACCUUUACAUAAUGCAGCCAAAAAUGAACAGGGAGAAAUAGCUAAAUUGUUGAUUAGCUACGGAGCUGAUAUAAAUGCUCAAGAUAAAAGUGGAAAAACGCCAAUAUUUUAUGCCAUUAAAAAUGGCGAUUUAAAAAUUUUCAAGCUACUUUUAACUAAUGGAGCUAUUGUUAAAGAUCAUCCUGAGCUAUUGAAUGUUGCUGUUGAGAAGGAAUACAGAGAAAUCGUCGAAACUCUACUGCAACAUGAUGCUGAUAUCAAUGCUUAUGAUGACUACGGAAGAACAGCAUUGCAUUUUACUGCUUUAACUUUUAGACAUGAUUUUAGUUCUCAAUUUAUUGAUAAUUUUUUAGACAAUAAUUUUAAUUUCGAUAAUAGAAAUCUUGAUGAUAAUAUUAAGGGAGAAAUCGCCAAGCUGCUUCUAAGUAAAGGCGCAAAUGUAGACGUUCAAACUAAACAUGGUGUAACAACACUUCUUGCGUCUACUCUUAAAGGAUAUGCAAAAGUUGUUGAAGCUCUUUUGGAAUACAAUGCAAAUGUUAACUUGGCCCUGGAAAGUGGUAUCACGCCACUACAUAUUUCUGCUCAGAAGGGAAAUCGAGAUAUUAUCACAAUGCUUUUGAAUAAGGGAGCCAAUGUUAAUGCUAGAGAAAAAAAUGGAUCCACUGCACUCCACAUCGCUUCUCGAGCAGGAAAAGAAGAUAUUGCUGAAAUUCUUCUGGAGUUUGGCUCUGAUAUUAAUAUCACAAGUAGAUAUGGAUUUACACCUCUUGAUUCUGCUAGGCAAGGGGCACAUUUUUUCCAUAAUCGAUUUACAAGCAUUUAUGGUUACCACUGUGACACUUAUCAGACAUGGGAACAACCGGAUCCUGGUGAUUCGUGUGAUGCAAUUGCUGAACUUCUUCAAAUACACAUAAUUAAAAUGAAAAUCGCAAAUUUAUAUUUAAGUGAACGAAAUUUAGAACCGAUAUGGUGCAAUAAUGAAUUACCACCGUCUUUUUGGGAUGAUUGUGGAGCAGAAAUAGUAAGCAUGAAAAGUGAGAAGAUGGAUAAUGCUAACAUUUCAUUUUAUGACAUUUUGGCAAAAAGUACAAACUCAUUAGCAAUAUACAUGAGGAAUGAAGUUAUAGUUCAGGUUUUGAAAUCAGAGGACUACAACACAAAAUUCCCAAUAUACGCAAGCAUGAUAAAAAGUCAUUUUAGGAAAGGUGUGGCAAGGAAAGAGUUAAUAGAACAAGGCAAUAAAAUUUUGCAUUUUCUCUUCAAGAACCUUCCUGAGCUACCACAUGACUGUAUUGAAAAAAUAUUAACUUACCUGAGUGGCGAGGACUUGAUAACUUUAAGGGACGCUUAUUGA
Messenger RNA from Ceutorhynchus assimilis (cabbage seed weevil), 2439 nucleotides. Lineage: Eukaryota; Metazoa; Arthropoda; Insecta; Coleoptera; Curculionidae. The record is from the annotation of a GenBank genome assembly.